Molecule: messenger RNA, 1209 nt
Organism: Sphaerodactylus townsendi
Lineage: Eukaryota; Metazoa; Chordata; Lepidosauria; Squamata; Sphaerodactylidae
Product: complement C1q and tumor necrosis factor-related protein 9-like
Exons: 4
Coding region: 32-1102 (356 amino acids)
Molecular function (GO): protein binding
Source: RefSeq, a predicted model, not a curated record
GAAAGAUGCUCAAAAACGGUCUCCUGCAUGGAUGCAUUGCAAAAAGCCAGAAUUAGGUAGGAUGAAACUUUGCCUAAUUUUGCUGGUUGUUACAGUCAGCGCAGAAGAAAUCCAAAAACAGAACAGUUGCAUCGAAGGGUUUCCAGGAAUGCCUGGAAGCCCUGGACACAACGGCUUAGCUGGCAGAGAUGGCAGAGAUGGAACAAAGGGAGAAAAAGGAGACCCAGGUGAGGCAGGACACCCAGGGAAACCAGGCAAAGAUGGCAUAAAUGGAGAAAGGGGAGAACCAGGAGCUGAUGGCAGAGUUGAAGAAAAGGGAAACAAAGGAGACAAAGGGGGAAGAGGCUGGCCUGGGAAAUUUGGACCCAAAGGGAUUCCGGGACCUGUGGGUGAUAAAGGUCAAAAGGGUGAGCUAGGAUUACAAGGACGGAAGGGGAUAAAAGGUGAUGUUGGUCCUAUCGGCCCUCAAGGAAUCAAAGGAGAAAUUGGUUUCCAAGGAGAAAUAGGUCUGAGGGGUCCUAUCGGACCCAUGGGUCAUCCUGGUCCUAAAGGAGAAAUUGGAGGCCCAGGACCAAAAGGCAGUAAAGGAAUUCAAGGGGAAAAGGGCUGGAAAGGGGACAUGGGAGAAAAGGGGGAACUUGGUGACACCCCAGUCAUCCCGAGAAGUGCCUUCAGUGUCGGCCUCACAGUUGCCACCAAGCUCCCCCCUCCCAAUAUUCCCAUCAGAUUUGACAAAGUGAUGUAUAACGGCUUGAAUCAUUAUAACGCUGCCACUGGGAAAUUUACCUGUGUGGUUGCAGGCGUUUAUUAUUUCACCUACCACAUCACUGUUUAUUCGAGGAACGUUAGAGUUGCUCUGAUUAAAAAUGGGAUCAAAGUGCUCCACACUGUAGACAGAUACCAGGGGGCUGAAGACCAGGCCUCAGGAGGAACUGUCUUGGAGCUCCAGCUAGACGAUCAGGUGUGGUUGCAAACCCACGGAGGGGAGACUUACAACGGAUUGUAUGCUGACCCGGACGAUGACACCACCUUCACUGGCUUCCUUAUAUUUAGUACUACUUCUACAGAGCUUCCAGAACCUAUUCCACUCUUUGGUGCAUGAGUUUGUGUUACAAUAUGAUAAUUGUAUAUAUCUUGUUCUUAAUUCUCUCUAGUGGCAGGAUCAAGAUCAGUAUGGAAACAAACUUCACAAUAGCCUAUUCCCAACUC